Messenger RNA from Fusarium fujikuroi IMI 58289, 801 nucleotides. RefSeq lists its product as uncharacterized. The transcript has a single exon. NCBI's taxonomy places the organism in Eukaryota, Fungi, Ascomycota, Sordariomycetes, Hypocreales, Nectriaceae. The record is from RefSeq and is a predicted model, not a curated record. The coding region runs from base 1 to 801 and encodes 266 amino acids.
AUGUCCACAUCUUACAAGCAUACUCUAUUCCUCUGGAUCGAAGGUUACUUUCCCAAGCGAAUCACCUAUUACCUUCUCUCCAAGGGCAUCUGCUCGUCUGUCGAACAGCUGUAUGAUGGAAAGACCAACGAGAGCAAUCUGAAAAUAGUGCCCAUUACUUUUACUGGCGAUGGCUUCGUUUCACAAGAUCCUGAAGAGCCCUUGCCACCCGGUAGCAAAGUGCCCGCACUCCGUCUUGAUGAUACUGAGAGUGGCAGAUCAGUCUUGAUCCACGAGACAUGUAGCAUCAUCAACUAUCUGGAAGAAGUGUUUACCGGCAACAAGUACCGUCAGAUGUGGGCUACAAGUCCCAUUAACAGAGCCAUUGCCCAAGACGUCAUCAGCUACAUCGCCCUCGCCACAGACGCCGGACGAAUCUGGCUUAUCAAUUGCGCUCCAUACAUGGCAGCUUUUUGGAAGAUCCCCGAUUCUGAGCUCAGUCUCUCCGCCGGACGUCGCGCCCGACGGGAAUUCGAAGGGCACUUCAAAACGCUGCAGGAUAUGGCGGCUGACAAUCUUACUGCAACUGGCUGGCUUACGCCUGCGGCUGACGGAGGUCCGGGCAUGGCUGACGUGAUGCUCGCUGCGACGGUGAGACAUACGGAGUUGAGCUGGGGUGAAUUUAUUUUGGAGCAUAAGGGGCUUGGGAGGUUGAGGGAGUGGUAUGAGAGGUUCAAGACAUUGGGGUUCUGGUACGAGUUGGAGGAGACGGGGCGAUUUCCUGAUAAUGCGAAACGUGGUGAGGGAUCCGUUCAGAAGUAG